AUGGCGUGGGUCUCCCCGUCGCACCGUCCGACUGCCUUUGGUCUCCUCAAAGGCACCUACUCGACUACGGCUUUCCCGGCCGUGACCCUCAUCUCAGACGAAGAUUUCAGCGUCCGAAAAACAUUCCAUAUCAUCAACGUACUCCCGCCACCUGCUGAGGUCGCCUAA
This is a messenger RNA of Dichotomopilus funicola, 168 nucleotides long. RefSeq lists its product as uncharacterized. The transcript is spliced from 2 exons. Bases 1 to 168 code for a protein of 55 amino acids. NCBI's taxonomy places the organism in Eukaryota, Fungi, Ascomycota, Sordariomycetes, Sordariales, Chaetomiaceae. The record is from RefSeq and is a predicted model, not a curated record.